Messenger RNA from Histoplasma capsulatum G186AR, 1122 nucleotides. RefSeq lists its product as uncharacterized. The transcript is spliced from 4 exons. NCBI's taxonomy places the organism in Eukaryota, Fungi, Ascomycota, Eurotiomycetes, Onygenales, Ajellomycetaceae. Bases 1 to 1122 code for a protein of 373 amino acids. The record is from RefSeq and is a predicted model, not a curated record.
AUGGCCAGUCUGCAGUCUACUUCUCCCAAUAACAAUACGACCAGCAGCAAGGACAGUAAUAAUACUCCUGAUAUCCAUCCCAACUAUACCCUCCACAGCUCCACCUCUGCACCCCUAGCGACAGCAAGGGAGGACGAAGCUACCCCCUCCCGUUCCCGUCCAACGUCCACCGUCAACCACCCCAGAACUCCCAGCCGUGACGUCGUGAAGUCAAAGGAAGCCUCCGACCAGCGCCAGCGCGGCAUAAGCACCUCAUCGAAGACGGCAGCGGCGGCAACCGCUGCUGCAGCGAUUGCAAUUGGCAAUAAUGAUAACGAGAGCUAUGAAGAUGUAACGGAACUCAUCGACCUCGCCCCGCUCCCGGCAUCAGAUCACAGCGACGGUCAUGAUCGUGACACCGCCCGCCAUUGCAAUAACAAUAAUAAUAUUGAUAUUGAUAACGAUAAUGGCAACGGUAGUAACCACAGCAGGCCAUCUUCGGCAUCAUCGAUCUCUUCAGGCUCCGUGCGCCUGGUUGUCCAACGUACACGAAGCACACAGCGGUCGGGCACAUCCGGUGACAGCGUGGAAAAUAGGGGGAGCAACACGGGCAUCCUGGGGGGAGUGAAGAGAUUCUGGUUUCGGCAUGUUUCGAUGACGGUGCCACGGAGACAGAACAGGGAUCAUUUUGCUUUGGUGAUCCCCAAAAAUGAGCCGGCCAGCUCUAGUAGCAAGCACGCCAUCCAUCAGAGCAUAAAAAGCAAAGAACUCCAUUUCAUCCCUGCCCCUUGGACCAUGCCCAAAACCCUCGAAAGGACUUUCCUAGCCUACAUCCGCACAUCCCUCGCCUUCGCCUUCCAAGGCGCCCUCAUAGCCCAGUUAUUCAGCCUGCAGAACACGCACGAUCAAGGCGAUACGCCGUUCGGGUUCCACGCCGUCGGCAAGCCGCUGGCCUGUGGGUGUCACGCCUGUGCGAUAGCGGUUGCCGCUGUGGGCUCGUACCGCUUCUGGAGGCAGCAGAACGCCCUGGCGCGAGGCAAGGUGCAUGCCGGCGGUUGGGAAUUGGGCGUUUCUGGUGCUUGUGCGGCUGGGAUAAUCGCGGCGGCAUUUGUGCUAGUGGUAUUGAUAACUGCCAGAAAAUAA